Cottoperca gobio is the source of this 2959-nucleotide messenger RNA. It is a transcript of the gene slc22a31, whose product is annotated as solute carrier family 22 member 31. The record is from RefSeq and is a predicted model, not a curated record. NCBI's taxonomy places the organism in Eukaryota, Metazoa, Chordata, Actinopteri, Perciformes, Bovichtidae. Gene Ontology annotation, cellular component: membrane. The transcript has 9 exons. Gene Ontology annotation, biological process: transmembrane transport. Gene Ontology annotation, molecular function: transmembrane transporter activity. Bases 91 to 1929 code for a protein of 612 amino acids.
CCUCUUUCUCCCACGAGCACUUUACCCGCUGCUGGGCUGCAUCGCGAGGCUGUUGAGCGUGCGCACUCACUGCGCAACACUCGUCUUCAAAUGGAUUAUGAGGCGAAAAUAUUCCCUCACACCGGUGGUUAUGGACGCUACAACCGCCUCGUGGUCUUAUUCAGCUGGUUCCCCAACUUCGCGGUCAUGUUGAAUCUAUUUAGCGACGUGUUUUACACUCAAAUCCCAGACUCGUAUCACUGCAAACCCGACCCGCAGCUUUUGCCAUCCACUUUCCUCCCCAGCAACUUCUCCAGACAGGUAUACCUCAGCCUCACCAUCCCCUGGGUGAACGGCAGCGGUCUCAGCCACUGUGAAUUGUUCAAGUAUCCAUCAAAUUCCUCGGACUUCUCCGAAAAGGUGCCCAGGGAGAGGGUGUCCUGCACCGUAGGGUGGGAGUACGCCCAUGUAUCGGGGCUCCAGAGCAACUUUGUCACUGAGUGGAACCUGGUCUGCAGUGACUACUGGAAAAUCCCUUUGCAGCAUAUCUGCUUCAUGUCAGGAUGGAUUCUGGGAUACGUCCUCCUUGGUACAUUGUGCGACUGGUUGGGUCGUCGGCGAUGUUUCCUCCUCUCCAUCAGUCUGUCCAGUCUGUUAGGGGUGGCCGUGUGUUUGUCCAACAGCGCGGAGGUGUUUCUGCUGCUGCGUCUGUCUCAGGGUGUCAUGCUCGCUGGGGUGUUCAUAUCCUCGUACAUUGCCAGGUUGGAGCUGUGUGACCCUCCCCAUCGUCUCAUCGUUGCCAUGAUCAGUGGCUUCUUUGCAGUGAUCGCAGAGCUGCUGUUGCCGGGCAUCGCUGUUUUGUGCCGCGAUUGGCCAGUACUCCAGGCUGUGGCCACUUUGCCUCAGCUCCUGCUGCUUUCCUAUUGGUGCUGUGCGUCAGUGUUUCCUGAGUCUCCUCGCUGGCUGCUGGCCACAGCUCAGAUCCCCCAGGUUAAGAGAAGUCUUCAGGAAUUCUCUACAAGGAACGGUGUUUGUCUGAGAGAUGAAAUCUACCCUGGUGAAACCCUGCUGUCAGAGAUAGAUUCAGUAUACGGAGAAGACUGUCGACCAAGGUACUUCUCAGUUCUGGAGCUGCGUCGGACUCGUGUAAUCUGGAAGAACUGCCUCAUCCUCAGCUUCACGCUGUUCAUUGGUACAGGCAUCCAGUACUGUUUCACCAGAAACCUGCACAGUUAUUCCUCCAACUUCUACUUCAGCUACUUCUUCCGAGUGGUAACCGGAGCUCUGGCCUGCAUCUUCAUCUGCUUGUCUGUCAAUCACUUUGGUCGGCGUGGUAUGCUUCUGCUCUCCGCUAUCAUUACUGGACUGUCAUCGCUGCUGCUGCUGGCCCUCACUCAGUAUCUGCAUGGAGGCCUGGUGUUGGUGCUCUCUGUCGUGGGUCUCCUCUUCUCUCAGGCUCUCGCCAUGCUCAGUGUAUUGUUUGCCUGUGAGGUGAUGCCGACUGUGAUUCGAGGUGGUUGCCUCGGCCUGGUGCUGGCAGCGGGGUGUGUUGGCAUGGCCGCCUCCUCCCUCAUGGAGCUCCAGAACAACAGUGGCUACUUUCUCCACCAUGUCAUCUUCGCUUCCUUCGCCGUCCUCUCUGUUCUCUGCAUAAUGCUCCUGCCUGAAAGCAAACGCAAGCCGCUCCCAGACUCGCUGAAGGAGGGCGAGAGCCAGCGGCGGCCUCCUCUCUUCCUGUCCCGGCCCGACAGGGACAACCUGCCGUUACUGUGCACUCCUUUGUCGGAGUACAACCCAGAUAACUAUUCCCGCUUGGUCUCUGCCACCAGGAGGAUGUUGACUAAAGAUAAUUUGCCUUAUAGGAUCGCUGUGCCAACUCAUCCCCCUCUGCUGUCAGACAGCGAAAUGCAGGGACAAGAGAAUGAGACACUGGGAGCGGUCAUAUCUUAACUCCUCAUCCUCCUUUGAACAGACUCGGAUUAUCCCUCCUCCUUCUUCUAGAUAUACCUCUACGGACGGUCAUCGUCCUUCAUUUAAAUAUUGUCUAAGUCACUAGUUGGUCAUAACUCAACUGAAGAACUGACCUCGGCUUGGAUGCAGUGCACUUUAGAUCGAUCGCUCCAAGUCUGCCAAGUCUCUUCUUGUUAUGUUUGACCUUUUAAAGCCGUUAAUGUGCUGUGGCAUUUUCUCACGUAGAUUCCGUUAAUGCACUGAAAAACAGUGGGCUUCUUUUAGCUAAAGCUUUUGGUCGUCAAAACCUUCUGUGAGGGCUAGAAAAGAGUCCCCCUUUGAUCUGUUACAUGGCAUGUUUUGCCUUUUGUUUUGUUUUUGUAAAUUCCCUUGAAACCGCUCACACUCGCAUUCAAACCGAAUUGUCAGUCACAAUUUUCACCCGAGAAGCUCGCUCAACCGUGUGGCUACUGGCGAUCAUGUGAGCAGCGGUACUAUGUCCAUAUAUUAGUAACUCAUGCUCUUUUCAUUAAGUCCGGUUCACCAUCAGUGUGUCAGCGCUGAGAGGUUCCCAGGGGCCCACAAGACAAGUUUACACUAUUUUUUUGGAGUCUUGUUAUACUUGUGAAGCACACAAGGGGGAGCUAAAUGAUGCACUGAUCAUUGAAUAUGUUGACAGUCGAAGGAUAUUCUUCUGGCAUUUUUAUUGCUUCCUUGAUGGGGAAAUGUUGGUGAUGUGUGGGGAAAAUAGCACCAGAUACACACCAGAUGAUUGGGAGUUCUGUCUUUAGGCUGACGAGUGUGUGUACUCUAUAAACCACUUUAGUUUCAAAUUGUUAUUUAAAGCUAAACACUGAAUGAUGAAUCUGCAAAUGUACUGACCACUGUAGUUGGCAGCCACAAAGUGGAUCUGCUCUCUGUCUUAUGACUAUAAAUUGUGUCCUUUUGUGUUAUAUUUGUAAAAUAAAUAAUGAGAAAAUAGUUGUUGGCCUUAACUCAAGGGCAUAUGAUAUUUUCACAAUAACUGCGA